AUGAGUGUCGGACGUAUGAGCCGCUACAGCAUCGUAUCCUCAGAGGAAGAUGCCCUGCGCCUGACCACAAUGCACGGUGGCAUGAACGGCUACGGCAAUGGCAAAAUCCACACCCGCAGAAAAUGCCGCAACCGCUUCGUGAGAAAAAAUGGUCAGUGCAAUGUCCAGUUUACAAACAUGGAGCAGAAAUCACUACGCUACCUCGCUGACAUCUUUACGACCUGCGUCGACAUCCGCUGGAGGUACAUGCUGAUUGUGUUCACACUGGUGUUUGUGCUGUCAUGGCUGGCAUUUGGCUUGGCCUUUUGGGUAAUUGCUCUGCUUCACGGUGACCUGGACAACCCAGCCGGGGAUGACAGCUUCACACCUUGCGUCCUGCAGGUGAACGGGUUCAUGGCGGCAUUCCUGUUCUCCAUCGAAACCCAGACAACAAUCGGUUAUGGUUUCCGGUGUGUUACAGAGGAGUGUCCAGUUGCCAUCUUUCUUGUCGUCUUUCAGUCCAUUGUGGGAAGCAUUAUUGACUGCUUCAUGGUAGGUGCCAUCAUGGCAAAAAUGGCACGCCCCAAAAAGCGCACUCAGACUCUUCUGUUUUCCAAGAACGCCUGCGUUGCUAUGAGGGACGGGAAGCUGUGCCUUAUGUGGCGAGUCGGGAAUCUCCGCAGGAGCCACAUUGUGGAAGCUCACGUGCGAGCGCUUCUUCUAAAACCGCGAGUCACGGCAGAAGGCGAGUACCUUCCGCUAGAUCAGAUGGACAUUAACGUUGGCUUCGAUCAAGGACUCGAUCGAAUUUUUCUAGUUUCGCCGCUCACCAUUUUGCAUGAAAUAGACGAGGACAGCCCGCUUUACGGAAUCAGCAAGCGGGAUCUGGAAACAGCUGACUUUGAGAUCGUGGUUAUCCUUGAGGGAAUGGUGGAGGCCACGGCCAUGACGGCGCAGGCUCGCAGCUCCUAUCUAGCCAGCGAGAUCCUGUGGGGGUAUCGGUUCGAGCCGGUUUUGUUUGAGGAGAAGAACGAGUACAAGGUGGACUACUCGCACUUUCACAAGACCUACGAAGUGCCGUCAACGCCGCACUGCAGCGCCAAGGACAUGUUCGAGAGCAAGUGCGUGCCUGCUGACAAUGCUUCAACGUUCUGCUACGAGAAUGAACUAGCGCUGAUGAACCGCGAUGAAGAAGAGGAUGAACUCACCGACAGGGAGAGAGAGGAAAGAAAAGCGCGCCAUGACUUUGAACGGAUGACGCGGCGCCAUGACCAGCGGUCAUGCAGACGAGAAUCUGAGAUAUGA
Messenger RNA from Trichomycterus rosablanca, 1284 nucleotides. RefSeq names its product potassium inwardly rectifying channel subfamily J member 12a (gene kcnj12a). Gene Ontology annotation, biological process: regulation of monoatomic ion transmembrane transport; potassium ion import across plasma membrane. The transcript has a single exon. Bases 1 to 1284 code for a protein of 427 amino acids. Gene Ontology annotation, cellular component: plasma membrane. The record is from RefSeq and is a predicted model, not a curated record. Lineage: Eukaryota; Metazoa; Chordata; Actinopteri; Siluriformes; Trichomycteridae. Gene Ontology annotation, molecular function: inward rectifier potassium channel activity.